GAGUGUUUCGCAUUUAAACAAACACGGUCCUGCCGAAGAUGGCGGAGAGUUUGUAGAGGCGUAAAAAGAAACUGCUCUACUCAAUGAAAGCGUCGAAGCCGGAGAUGUUAAGACAUUGAAGCGACACUAGACCCUGAAUGGAGCUUGACUGGGGCUUCUACUGGUCAAGUUUUGUGCUUUCAGGGGCUGAUAUGCGCUGAAGAUGAGUGGCAUAGGAGACAACUCGUUGGAGCCGCUGUGCUCCGACCGCAAACGUAAACUCUCCACCUGUGACACACCAGGCUUAGGGUGUGACAAGCGUCGGAGGGAACAGGAGAGCAAGUACAUCGAGGAGCUCGCGGAGCUCAUCUCUGCCAAUCUCUCCAACAUUGACAGCUUCAACGUCAAGCCUGACAAAUGUGCCAUCCUCAAAGAGACUGUGAGACAGAUCAGACAAAUAAAAGAGCAAGGAAAGAGCACUUGCAGUGAUGACGAUGUCCAGAAGGCGGAUGUGUCCUCCACUGGUCAGGGGGUCAUUGACAAGGACCAUCUGGGACCGCUGCUCCUACAGGCCUUGGACGGUUUUCUGUUUGUGGUCAACCGAGAGGGCAACAUUGUGUUUGUGUCCGACAACGUGACGCAGUACCUGCAGUACAAGCAGGAGGAGCUUAUCAACACCAGCGUGUAUAAUAUCAUCCACGAUGAGGACAGGGAGGAGUUUCACAAGAAUCUGCCCAAGUCUAAUGCACCGAACGGGGCAUCGUGGAGCGGAGAGGCACCCCGGCAGAAGAGCCACACCUUCAACUGUCGCAUGCUGGUCAACUUUGGUCACGGUCAAAGUCAUGGGAUGCCAGAAGAGAGGCCGGGUGGCCAGCGCUAUGAGACCAUGCAGUGCUUCGCCCUCACUCAGCCCCGAGCUAUGAUGGAGGAGGGAGAAGAUUUGCAGUCAUGUAUGAUCUGUGUGGCACGACGCAUCAUCCAUGUAGAGAGGACGGAGAGGUUUAGCACUCGCCAUGAACUCACUGGUAAACUGAUUGAGAUUGAGCAGCAGGCCUCUCUAAGCACCACUAUGCGCCCGGGCUGGGAGGACCUGGUGAGGCGCUGCAUGCAGAUGUUCCUCAACCGAAGUGAGGGACAACCGUGGUCCUACAAACGGCACUAUCAAGAUGCUUUCCAUAAUGGUCAUGCGGAGACCCCUCUCUACCGCUUCUCACUCGCUGACGGCACCCCAGUCACAGCCCAGACCAGGAGUGACCUCUGCAGGAAUCCCAGCACCAAUGAACCGCACUCAUACCUCUCCACACAUUUGCUACAAAGGGAGCAAAAUGGUUAUCGAGCCAACCAGGGAGCAGGUAUAAGGCCUCAAACCAUGCCUGUGAACAACCCCAACCAACAGAUGAACAUGAGCCCAGCGGGGGGCAUAAACAGAGGCUACGGCAUUGCGGAGCAGAGCAACAUGCCACAGAGGGGAGCGCCGUCGUACACCGGGGGCAACCGCAUGAAUCCCAUGAACCAGAUGAAUCAAAUGAGUCCCAUGCAUCAGAUGAACAACAUGGGUCAAAUGAAUCAGAUGAAUUCCAUGCAUUCAAUGAACUCCCCCAUGAACUCCAUGAACCAAAUGGGGCCCAUGACUCAGAUGGGCCACCACAGUAUGCUUCAACAGCAGCAGCAGCAGCAGCAGCAGCAACAGCAGCAGCAGCAGCAGCAGCAGCAGCAGCAGAUGGGUCAGUUCCAUGGAGGAGGUGGAGGCGGACCCGGUGGUGGAGGGUACGGGAUGACCAGUCCCCCCCCUGCCAGUCCAGGGAUUAAUGGCCCCCCACACAACGUCAUGGGUUCACCCAGAGUCAGAGGAAGCCCAAAAAUGGGUGCAGGCCCCUUCUCUCCUGGAGGUAUGAACUCUCCCAUGAGCUCCAGUCACCCCGGUAACUCUGGAGGAGGAUUAGGAAGCACCACCUUCUCCAGCAGCUCCUUGAACGCCCUCCAAGCCAUCAGUGAGGGAGUGGGCAACCCGAUGCCUUCCCCCCUCACCUCUCCUCCCCCUCACAGGCCUGACAGCUCCCCGAGCAUCAACUCCACCAAUCAGGCAGCUGGAGGGGCGUGUAAACCCAGCCUUCCGGCCUACUCUGACUCUAAGAGCCCAGGCAGCUCACUGGGGGUUGCAGGAGAGUCUCAGCAGCAUCCGCACACCCCCACCAGCGAGGGGCUGCCCGAAAAGCCCGACAGCCAAGCCAGUAGAGAGGCGGGUCCUCCCGGGGGAGACUCCAACCGACGGGUCCCGGACACCAAGAGCCACAAGAAGCUUCUGCAGCUCCUCACCUCCCCCACGGAUGAGCUGGUGCCACCUAACCACACACCGAGCUCCGGCCCCUGCUCCACGCCCGAGGCUAAAGAAGGAACAGCCGGUGUCACGAGCCCCUCUUCCUCCACGGGAGUGUCCUCCUCCACGGGCGGAAACCAUGGCGCCGUGUCUUCCUCCGGCGCACAUCUUACCAGUCAGUCGCUGCAGGAGAAGCACAAGAUCCUCCACAAGCUCCUGCAGAACGGGAACACUCCUGACGAGGUGGCUCGCAUCACAGCCGAGGCCACUGGGAAGAGCAGUUUGGAGGGCGGGGCAGCUGAGCCGGGGCCCGUCGCUGCAGGGGGGGCGAGAGGACCAGAGUCAAAGCAGGAGCAACACAGCCCGAAGAAGGAGAAGCCCCACGCCCUCCUUCACUACCUCCUCAACAAGGAUGACUCUAAAGAAGGUGGGGAUGUCAAGCCAAAGCUGGAGGAGCUGGAGGGGAGAGUAGCUCAGGGGCCAGGGGUCACCAGCUCGGACCCCCACUGCAUGGAUGGGAAGGUCAAAUUGGAGCCGGCUGAGGUGGCGGAGACACUGGAGACCAUUCUGGGGGUCCCAAGGAACACUUCUAGCUUCUUCUCUGAACCGGACUCCAGAGCAGUGAAAGAGGCAGGAAACAAACCAGGAAAUAUGCCGGACAGUUUACAUGAAGGGGUAAGAGGCCCCAUGCCUCCAGCUCAGCGUAGUGCCUAUCAGAGAGCCUUGUCCAUGGAUGCCAAGCCCAUGGGAGGAGAAGGAGCGGUAGGAGGGGGGCUGGCCGGCAGACGAAACCUCCCCUGUCCCACACUGAUCAAGCAGGAGAAGAUGGAUACGCCGAUCCGACCCGGGCCCAUUCCCAACGGCUUUCCAGGGGGCAUGGGUGUGUGUCCGCCACGAGGCAAUCCAACAAGAGGGAUGGGCAGAGGAAUGGGAAUGCCUCAGAGGCCUCCCAUGUCGGCACCAGGCGACUGGGGCAUGCAGAGGUCCAGCGGCAGCCCUGUGGCCGGACCAGGACACCCUGGCAUGGGACGCUCCGGUCCAAUGGGAGGACCCAUGAUCAACCGGUCCAACAGUGUUCCCGGAAAAACCCGCUCUAUGCUGCAGCAGCAACUCAUGGAUAUGGGUACCAAUGAAGCCAAUAUGGGUAUGAGCCCGUUUGGUGCACACGGCCCCACACCUCGGUCCCCGUCCUGGCCGGACUCUGCUAUGGGAAUGGACAGACCAAAGACUAACACAACCAGGGACCAGUUUGGGCACCCCCUGGAGGAGCUGCUAGGGCCUCGGGUCAACAGCGAGGGUCCGAGUGAUGAACGGGCACUUCUGGACCAGCUGGAUUCUCUGCUCAACACCACUGAUGUUAUCGCUCUGCAGGAGAUUGACCGAGCCCUAGGCAUCCCUGAAAUAGUAGGCCAGAACCACAGACCUGAAGGCCAGGAGCGAGGGCCGGUUCGGCGCCCGCAGUCGGAGCCUUUCCCCGGGCCCGAGUCCUCUUUAGGCAUGGACCAAAAACCCAUGUACAGCCAGGGCUACCCUGGACCCCCGGGGCCCUCCGCUAUGGGCAUGCAGCCCGGUUAUGGUGGCUCCACGAUGCAGGGCCAGUCUCCAGGAAACUUCAACCCCAUGAUGAAUCAAGUGGGCCAGACUGGGGGCUUCCCUAAUAUGGCUGGUGGCAUGGGGGGUAUGGGCAACCCGCGUUCAAACAUGAUGAGGCCUCGCAUGAUGACCGCCACCAAGCCUCUGAGACUGCAGCUGCAGCAGAGACUGCAGGGACAGCAGUUCAUGAACCAGACCCGACAAGGCAUAAAGAUGGAACACGCCUCCGGAGGAAACCCUGCCAUGCAUUCAGGCAUGCAACCCGGCAUGCAACCCACAAUGCAACCCGGCAUGCAACCCACAAUGCAACCCGGCAUGCAACCUGGGAUGCAACCCGCAAUGCAACCUGGGAUGCAACCCGCAAUGCAACCUGGGAUGCAACCCGCAAUGCAACCUGGGAUGCAACAAGGAAUGCAACCUGGGAUGCAACCCGCAAUGCAACCUGGGAUGCAAUCUGCAAUGCAACCUGGGAUGCAACAAGGAAUGCAACCUGGCAUGCAGCCCAACAUGCAGCCUGGAAACAUGCCUGGCCAGCCUGGUUUCCUGAACGCGCAGAUGAUGGCUCAGCGCCAAAGGGAGAUGAUGACCAUGCAGAUCAGGAGGCAGCGGAUGAUGAUGUUGAUGCAGCAGCAGCAGGGGCAGGGCCAGGCGGCAGCAGCAGCAAGGGGCUUCAGCCCUCCUCCAAAUGUCACCGCACCAGGAGGCAUGGAGAGCCCCAUCGGAGGCCCCGCCAUGAACCAGCCUGGACAGCAGGGCUUCAACUACGGAGGUAACUACGUUGCAGGGAUGAACCAGCAGGGGGACCCAUCGUUCAUGGCUCCUGUUAGCAGCCCACCAGCAAACAUGAUGCAAGGAAGAAUGGCAGGCCCUCCUCAGACCAACAUGAUGCAGGGGAAUCCCCAGGGAGGGGCCAUGUACCCCUCUGGAGAAAUGAAAGGCUGGACACAAGGCGGCAUUCCCCGCAGCAACUCCUACCCCCAGCAGCAGUUUCCCCAGCAGGGCAGCCAGGGCCAGUUUGGACCCAUGAUGAUGAACAACUCCUCCAUGGGUGGAGCAGGGCCGGUCAGCGGGGCCGGUGCGGGCCAGAUGGGCCAGAUGCCAGUACAGCGGCAGAGCCAGAUGCAGAGCCAGAUGCAGGGCCCGAUGCAGGGCCAGAUGCAGGGCCAGAUGCAGGGCCAGAUGCAGGGCCAGAUGGGCAUGAACCCCAUGGCAAUGGGCAGAAUGCAAAUGGGACCUGAUCAGAAGUAUUGCUGAGGACCGGUGGCAGAAUCUGGAUCCUUUCAGCUGCAGCAGAGCGGUCUGAGCCCGAGAAUAGCUGGACCUAAACACACACACACACACACACACACACACACACACACAUUCAAAAACACACGCAGUAAGAGUUCUCCGGCAUUAUCUGUGACACAGGCACAGCAGACCACUCAUCCUGGAGGACGUGGGGCUAGACGGACUAACGUUGGGCUUCAUCCCCGAUUGAAGCCUCAAAAUCUGUUGCCCUGUGAAGGUGAUGCACAAACACAAAGUACCUGUGUGUGUGUGUGCGUGUGUGUGUGUGUGCGUGUGUGUGUGUGUGAGCGCUGCUGUCGGCAGUAUUCAGCGUCACGGCCAGGCUGCAGAACUAUGGUACAACGAGCUGUGGCUGCACUUUACCAGGAAGCUUCUGUGUGGAACAAAGAUCGAUGCAAUAUGUCUUCAUCAUUACAGCCUUACUAGAGAUUCAAUGCCUUCACAACAAUGGGUUUCUUUUAUUUCUACUUUGGAUGCGCCUCAUUCUUGAAGUCAUCGGAAGCUAUAAAGCACAGUUAUCUACGUUAUGCAGAUCGGAGCAAUAACUCUACGCCUCUAUGCUUUAGACUGUAACUGAGCAUCCUAACACCUGUUAUAAGCAAACAAAUGGUACUGCAGUAUUAGAUGUCUCUGUGAAUAUGAAUUGUAAAUAUUCUACAAAAUAUAUCAAACAUGCUUUUUAAAGGCCCAUUAUUGCACAAAGUAUGAGACCUGGUUGUAUUUUUGUGUCCCAUAGGUCAAUGCCUAUUUGGUUGAUUCUUAUUAUUUUUUUAAUGCCGUUGCAAAUAUUGCAGGUGUGUUCGGGGGUUUCCUUCCCUUGUUUGUCAUUUUUCUGUAUGCUGUAUUUUUUAAUUUUCCAAAAAGUCAUGUAUUCCAUGUUUUAGCGAGGCACUUUUACUUGUGACGAGGAUCUGACGAGUUGAAGGUUUGAGCUUGUCGGAGGUUUUAUUGGCAGAUGGCGGAGGUGGUUGAUUACGUUAGAAAAAUGAAAUUAUUUUUGGGGGCUUGGGAGGCGUAUGGGUUUUGUCUGCAGUACAGUAAAGAGGAAUGUGCUCCUCAAUGUAACCUUGCAAUGCUUCCCCCUCCCUUAACCCUGUCGAGGGUAUUUUAUUCACCCCCAUCUUAUGUUGACUGUUAGUCUCAUCUUGCCGAAUCUACCUUUUCAACAUGCGCAAUCCAAAGAUAUUUUUCCACAUCUCUGUAUAGUCUCCAAGGUUUCUGGUGUACAUUUUUAAUGAUUAUAUUCGUCUGAAGGUGACUGGGGUACAUAUCAUGGAUCUGGUUUUUGUACUGUAAGCAUGAGAAGAAGUUCCUCCACAGUGAGAGGCGUUCAGUGCAGAGCGAAGAGGACUGGAAACUCAACAGAACGUUUUUACAUCCAGGAAAAACAAACAAAGCAUGUUUUGCUGUGAAAGAGAAAUACCAAUGGAAUGCAAUCCACUCCAAGACAUAUCCGUAUCUCUUCUAUCUUUCAGGAAAUAACUUCAUUUUAUGUCAAGAUGUUGUUUUUUUUACUUCAGGAAACUUUGUAGAGUUAAAAUGAAGUGCAAAAACGAGGCAAGAGAUCAUUUGGUUUGUUUUUUUCUUUAUUUCAAGGUAAGAUAAGCUGUCAUUUUACAGGAUGUAUAUUACAGAUUUGUUCUGUUGUUGAUAUUGAUGUAAAUACAAAUUUCUAUUUAAACAC
Molecule: messenger RNA, 6863 nt
Organism: Trematomus bernacchii (emerald rockcod)
Lineage: Eukaryota; Metazoa; Chordata; Actinopteri; Perciformes; Nototheniidae
Product: nuclear receptor coactivator 3-like
Exons: 23
Coding region: 203-5143 (1646 amino acids)
Biological process (GO): positive regulation of transcription by RNA polymerase II; cellular response to hormone stimulus
Cellular component (GO): nucleus
Molecular function (GO): nuclear receptor binding; protein dimerization activity
Source: RefSeq, a predicted model, not a curated record